Oncorhynchus gorbuscha (pink salmon) is the source of this 1234-nucleotide messenger RNA. RefSeq lists its product as uncharacterized. The record is from RefSeq and is a predicted model, not a curated record. Lineage: Eukaryota; Metazoa; Chordata; Actinopteri; Salmoniformes; Salmonidae. Bases 30 to 557 code for a protein of 175 amino acids. The transcript is spliced from 4 exons.
UUAGCAUUGUCUAACUGUCUAGUGUUGAGAUGGAGAUGAGUGGCCUCCUGAGUGUUCUGCUGGUCACAUCAGCAGCCUUGCUGUUUAUAGCUAACGGACAGAGCAACUAUGAUAUGUUGAGGGAGAUUGACAAGAAACAUGUUGACAUGGCUAUAACAUAUGCAAACAAGAAUAGUGCGUUUAUGAAAUACAAUCAAAAAGAGCACCUCAAUUUUUUACAAGUUAUUGGACAAUCUGAGAUCAAUGCUCGGGAAUUUAAAAUCAACUUGUUGUUGAAAGCAACAGACUGCCCUAAGGCCAGUAGUGAUAGUGAACAUAAACAUCGCCCUGAGUGUGGCUUUAAAUCCAGAAGGCCUUAUAUAAACUGUGUUGUUUGCCGCAAAGACUUCCAUGACAGCACUGACCCCUACAUUGACUGUGUUCUCCAAAAAGAUGUGAAGAAGCAAGAUAACAUUCGAUAUAACAAGUGUUCAUCUCUUCAACGUGGAGAGCGUACAACUUUAUCCUUACGUGCCGGAGAAGAAGACCUUCAGACUGGAUGCCUCGGCUGUUUCUGAGAACUAAUGAUCAGAGGCCGUCCUUAUAAAGCACUUCUGUCUUUGGAUUUAUAAUGUAGCCUUUUGGGAGUUUUGGUUGGAAUUUUCAAAACAAUGCAAUUGUCUCAAAAAUACUCUUUCCAAUUUUGAAUCCCUUAUAUUAUCGUAUUCCACAUAGAUAAAUAUUCUUAAACAUACCCUCCUUUGCUGAUACUCCACAUAUAUUUAAAGAAAAAGUGAGAACAGUCUGCUACUUAAGAUUCACAUGGAUUACCCCACAACUUAUUUCAAUGUUGUACGUUUACGAAAUAAUAUUACUGUUGAAAGUAAAGCUUACUCUAAUUUAACCAGUAUGAGGGGUGAAAUAAGGAUGUUAUUGGAUUCUUUUUUUCUAAAUCUUUGUUUUACAAUUUUGGGAAGAAAAUUGCCUGUAUGUCUGCAUAUGUCUUGCAGUGUAAAAUGAUUGCAGCUCUGUUUCUACUUCUCUCAGGGCAGCCAGGUCUGCCUGUGACCGCAGAUCACCACUAGGUUUUUAUAGGUAACAUAAUGAACUUAGGGUCUGGUCCCUAUGGCCAGGCUGUGUUCACUGAGUCUGCACAUUGUCAAUUCAGUAUUUUCCUUAGUCACUGUGAAACAUAUGUCUGUAGACCAAACAGCAUUAAAGUUUGCUUUGGGAGGUUAACAACCUUCUGGUUGGA